CAUCCCUUGUCUUCCUUCCAUAAUUUCUUCUACGGCUUUUAUACGCGUUCGCUUUCUUUCCGGUCUUCGUUUAAGAGCUUUAGUGCCGAUAUUUCCGCUUUCUGAUCUCAGAAAGUUUUCGAGUUCCAAUCCAACAAAUACAUGGUUGAUCUAGACAUCCAAAUCCCAGCUGCUUUUGAUCCAUUCACCGAGGAUAAGGACUCAGGUGCCCCUGGUGCCAAAGAGUAUGUUCAUAUCCGUGUUCAACAAAGGAAUGGUAAAAAGUGCUUGACAACUAUUCAGGGGCUGAAAAAAGAUUUCAGCUUGGAGAAGAUACUGAAGGAUCUUAAGAAAGAGUUCUGUUGCAACGGGAAUGUGGUGCAAGACAAAGAGCUAGGCAAAGUCAUUCAACUUCAAGGUGAUCAGCGCAAGAAUGCUUCUCAGUUCCUUGUGACUGCUGGAAUUGUCAAGAAAGACCAGAUCAAGAUUCAUGGUUUUUAAGGAUUAUUAUGAUCAUCUUGUCUGAAGAAAAUAAUAUAUAGUAGCAGUAUUUUGCAUUGGUGUGUGGCAUCUGAGGAUUGCCUAUUAUAAUAUUCGUGUUAGUGUUUGUGUGGAUAGUGGGAACUAUUCGCGUUAGUUGGUGUUGGUUCUCUUUCAUUUGAUAAUGUCAUGGGACAAAAAGCGGUUUGUAAGACUACCUUCUUAUUUUUCAGUAAUAAAGGUAUAAUUGAUAUAUUUACUUG
Coffea eugenioides is the source of this 722-nucleotide messenger RNA. Its product is annotated as protein translation factor SUI1 homolog. Gene Ontology annotation, biological process: translational initiation. NCBI's taxonomy places the organism in Eukaryota, Viridiplantae, Streptophyta, Magnoliopsida, Gentianales, Rubiaceae. Gene Ontology annotation, molecular function: RNA binding; translation initiation factor activity. The transcript is spliced from 2 exons. The record is from RefSeq and is a predicted model, not a curated record. Bases 142 to 480 code for a protein of 112 amino acids.